This is a messenger RNA of Panicum virgatum (switchgrass), 2536 nucleotides long. RefSeq lists its product as uncharacterized. The transcript has 3 exons. The record is from RefSeq and is a predicted model, not a curated record. The coding region runs from base 32 to 2536 and encodes 834 amino acids. Lineage: Eukaryota; Viridiplantae; Streptophyta; Magnoliopsida; Poales; Poaceae.
GGCGCCGCCUGCUCUCGUACGUGGGUCGACCAUGUUCUGGCUCGGAGUGGUCGUGGUCUUUAUUUUGGCACAGUCGAAGCAGGGGUGGAACGAAUGGGGGUUCCGGAUCACUGUCAUCUUGAGCUUAGGGGCAAAUCUGGUGGUCGCCAUCGUGUCCGGGACACGGCGGCGCUCGACACGCCCCGGCUUGUGGUGGGGGUUCCUAGGCCUGGCGGCUCAGUUUUCCCUCUGGGGUGCGUACCAGCUCGCCGAGGUAGCCUCGACGAACGCAAUCGGUAGCCUGUCCCUCAGCGGCACCGAUGCGUCGGAGGAGGAGCAACAGGUGGCCGCGUUCUGGGGCCUGUUCCUCCUCCUGCACCUGGGCGGCCCGGACAACCUGACUGCCUACGCUCUGGAGGACAACAAGAUCUCCAAGCGCAAAUGGAUUGAGUUAGUCUUCCAGAUUCUGGGGAUGUGUUAUACCAUCUACAACAACACGCAUCGCGGCGCCCGCAGCUGGGGUCUGCUGCUCGCAGCGUACGUCCUCAUGAUCUUGGCCGGCAGUGUCAGGUAUGUGGAGAGGGCGAUGGCGCAAAACAAAGCCAACUUGGACAAGAUGCAGGAGGAGGCCUCGUCAAGCGGCGGCAGCAGCAAGGACGACGACAAGAUGGAUUAUUCACCGAAAUGCAGAAGGAUCGAGGCUGGGAACGCCUCGCGGUCAAGCAGCAGCAGCAAGGACGACGCUAAGAUGGCAUAUUUGAAAUUCAGAAUCGAGAAGGAGAUAAAGAGGCCGGGGCGGUCGCUCAGCGACCGAGAGGCGCUGCUCCUCGCUCAGGACCUGUUCCCCGUCUGGCGCCAUGCCCUGGUCGAUUCUUCCGUCGAUCCUGAUUCAAAAAGGCAACAAGCCAGCGAGGCGAUGCUGACCUCGCCGGAGUGGGACUGGGAGAGCAGGUGCCAGGUGGCCGAGAUGGAGCUCUCCCUCAUCUACGAGUUCCUCUACACCAAGGCGAUCCUGGCGCACAGCUGGACCUGGCGCUACUACCUCAUCCGCUUGCUGUCGCCGCUCUCCACUGCCGCCGCCGCGUUCCUCUUCAGCUCCUGGCUGCUCCAUCCUGAUGAUAAUGGCUGCCGCCGGGUGGUCUGGGGAUCCUUUGUCGGGAUCACCUACGCCCUGCUGACCGUCACUUUCCUCAUGGAUGUCGCGUGGCUGCUGAGGGCCCUCGGGUCCACAUGGGCGUACGCCUACCUACGGGAGCUCGCCGGCGGGGCCGGAACGAGACGGUGGUGGUGCAGGCUCCACCGCAUGGUCGUCCGCCUGGACCCGUUGCGGCUAUUCGGCCGCGACCCGGUCAGCCACAGGCUGUGGUCGGGCACCAUCGGCCGGUACAACUUGCUGCACGAGUGCAGUGGAGCUCGCGGCCCGUUUCGUCCAGAGUGGUGGCCGGUGUCCAAGGCUGGAGACGACAAACCCAAGGAGAUGCGGUAUCUGCAUAAGCUUCCUAAAUGCGUAAAGAGAUUGCUGUUCGAGCGAGUGACGAAAAUAUUGCAGGAGGCCAUUGAUAAGCAAAAACUAAAAAAGGAUGCUGACAAGAACAAGAACAAGGACGAGGACGAGUACAAGAAGAUGUACAGCAGGGAGGACAUCAGGACACACUGGGGCCAGAAGGCCUUCCUCAGUGCACAUGAACAAGUCAGAAAAAAUAUCAAAGCCAAUAUCGAAUCGAAUGGAUUGAAAAUUAGGACGCCGUGGGACGAGGGUGCUGAGGCGACCGCGCCGCCGUGGGACGAGGACGAGAGGCGUCCUAUGUUCGGCACGGAAUUCGAGGAGGACGUCCUCUUGUGGCACAUCGCCACGUGCAUGCUCCUCCCGCACAUCAGACGGAGAGGAAGUACUACACCACAUGCGUGGGCAAUUGAGGUAUUGACGGAAUACAUGAUGUUCCUUGUGGCUGUCCGUCGACAAAUGCUACCUGGCCUUGUCCUCCACAGCCAGCUGCAGGUAACCCGCAAAACAUUGAGGGAUGAAGUAUGGGUUAAGACUGAAAGGGACAAGCGUUCUAAAAGGUUCCUACCCGGUGAAGGAUUUAUGAUGGAAAACAAAGAAAAGUUAGCCAUGUUCCUGCGACACGUGACUAGGGAGACGCCGCCGGAGCAUGUGAAGGAGGAAGAUUUUAUUCAAAUUAAAGGCAUCGAAGGUACGCGACUUCUCGCGCAUGCAGUAGAGCUUUAUUUUGCCCUAUCAGGCGACAAGAAAGGACCUGAUCUGCCUGAGCCGAGACUAGAUGAUGAUAUGCUGGAGUUCAUCUUCAAUGUGUGGGUGGAUAAGCUGGUCUACGCGGCCGUCCGGUGCAGCAGGGAGGCCCAUGCCACGCAGCUCAGCGCCAGUGGCGACCUCACCACCGUGCUGUGGAUGCUUAUCCAACAUGCUGGCCCGUUUUGCAUAGGAGAAACAAGCAGCAUCUACAUCAUCCUAGGAGAGCUGAGCAAGACUGAGGCCCCUCCCGGCUCACCGCCGCGACCCCUUGAAGGGGAGUCCAAACUAUGUACUACAAUGUAA